Alosa alosa (allis shad) is the source of this 5956-nucleotide messenger RNA. RefSeq names its product RAB11 family interacting protein 1 (class I) b (gene rab11fip1b). Lineage: Eukaryota; Metazoa; Chordata; Actinopteri; Clupeiformes; Clupeidae. Gene Ontology annotation, molecular function: small GTPase binding. The coding region runs from base 134 to 4813 and encodes 1559 amino acids. The transcript is spliced from 6 exons. Gene Ontology annotation, biological process: regulated exocytosis. The record is from RefSeq and is a predicted model, not a curated record. Gene Ontology annotation, cellular component: intracellular membrane-bounded organelle.
ACACAAGAGGUGAAAGUUUCCUUGAACGCUGACAACAAACUUUUCGUCAAUUUGUCAGGCGUAUUUGACCAUAGCAGUGGACAAGUUAGGAACGGGACCGUCACUUUAGACCGACUUCCCGUCCGUUUCAGAAAUGUCUUUAGCUGACCAAAGUCAGCAAUGGUUUCCGACAAGCGUACAGGUAACGGUACUCCAGGCGAAGAACCUGAGGAUCAAGGGAAAGAAUGGCACUAACGACGCGUACGCCAUCAUGCAAGUGGCCAAAGAGAAGUUCUCCACUUCGGUAGCCGAGAAAUGCGUUGCUCCGGUGUGGAAAGAAGAGGCCACAUUUGACCUACCACUUUUUCACCAGGGUAAUGCGGACCGGUGUACGUUACACGUUCAUGUCAUGCACCGGGCUCUGGUUGGACCGGACAAGCUCCUCGGUCAGGCAGUUAUCAACCUGCUGGACUUGGAGCAAAAUAAGACCCGCGAUAAAACAGAAUGGUUCAAGCUGCUGGAUAAGUCUGGCAAAGCCGACAAAGACCGGGGUGAGGUCCUGCUGGACGUCCAGUUCAUGAAGAACAACAUGACGGCCAGCAUGUUCGACCUGUCCAGCCAGGAGAAGAGUCGCUCUCGCAUGGGCAAGCUCAAGGACAAACUCCGCGGCAAAAAGAAGGAAGGGCUGUCCGACUCCAUGUCCGCGGUGGUGCCAUCGGUCACCCAGGUCAUGACCGACAGUGAGGGCGAGGAAGAGGGGGCCGGCGCAACCUCCACGCCCAAGAAGAAAAAGAACAAGCUCAAGUCGUUGUUCGUGCCCAAGUCCAACCUGCACCGCAACUCGUCCCAAUCCAUGUCCACGCUGGGUCCGCUGCCCGAGAGGGACUCUGCCCUGGGAUCUAGUCGAUCCUCUGGCCUCAACGUGGACUCCCCUGAAGCAGGCAAAAAGAAGUUCAAAUUCCUGACCCACAAACGCACGGGGAGCUCCGACAGCAAGUCCUCUCUGGGCUCCUUCUCUGGCCUGGGCCAGCCCAAGCAGUCCGGCACACUGCCCAGCAACCUGUGCGUCAACGGCAGCCACGUGUACUCGGAGGAGCCCGAGCGCAAGCCCUCCCGGGCGAGCUCCACCUUCAGCCUGAGCAGCUCUGGCCACGGGUCCAUGGAGGAGCUCCGCAAGUCCUCCGCCCCGAGCAGGAGCAGCAUGACCACCUCUGUGGAGUCCCUACGGGCCUCGGAGGCACACCUGCAGGCAGAGGAGGAGGAGGAGGAAGAGGAAGAGGAGAGAAAGAGGAGGAUGAGAGAAGAGGAGGAGAGGAGAAGGUUGGAGGAGGAAGAGGAGGAGCAGAGGCUGGAGAAAGAGAGGGUAGAACAGGAACGGAGAAGGAUGCAGGAGGAGAGGGAGAGGACUGAGAGGGAGGCUGAGGAAGAGAGGAAGAGGAGGGCAAAAGAAGAGGAGGAGAGAAGGUUUGAAAUGGAGGAGGAAGAAAGGAUUAGAAAAGAGGAGGAGGAGGAGAGGAGACUGAAAGAAGAGGAGCGGAGGAAAGCUGAGGAAGAAAGGAUGAGGAAAGAGCAGGAGAGACUGGAGGAGGAGAGGAGGAGAGCUGAGGAAGAAAGGAUGAGGAGAGAGCAGGAGAGACUGAUGGAGGAGAGAAAGAGAGCUGAGGAAGAAAGGAUGAGGAGAGAGCAGGAGAGACUGAUGGAGGAGGAGAGGAGGAGAGCUGAGGAAGAAAGGAUGAGGAGAGAGCAGGAGAGACUGAUGGAGGAGGAGAGGAGGAGAGCUGAGGAAGAAAGGAUGAGGAGAGAGCAGGAGAGAAGAAGUUUGGAAGAGGAAGAGAGGAUCAGAAAGGAAGAGGAAGAAGAGAGGGAGAGGAUAGAGAAAGAAGAGGAGAGACUGAGAAUAGAGGAGGACAAGAGAAAGGAUGAAGAGAGGAGGAGAAUUGAGGAAGAAGAAAAGGUUAGAAGAGAGGAAGAGAAGAGGAGAGAGGAAGAGAGAAUUGAAGAAGAAAGGAGGAGAGAGGAAGAGAAAAUUGAAGAGGAAGAAAGGCUCAUAAGAGAGGAAAGAGAGAGGAUUUGGAGGGAGGAGGAGGACAAAAAGGAACUUGAGUUGCAGAAAAAAGAGGACAUGGACAGUGAGGAAGACAGAGGAAUGGCAGAGGAGGAAGAGGAGAGAAGAAGGGAUGAACAGAUUAAGAAAGAGGAAGAGAGAAGAAUGUUAGAAGAGGAAGAAAGGAUAAGGAGAGAAAGAGAGAGAAUGGAGAGAGAGGAGGAAGAGGAGAGACAAAGAAUUGAGGAGGAAAGGGUUAGACGAGAAGAAGAGAGGAGACUUGAGGAGGAGAAGGAAAUGACCAGACGAGAGGAAGAGAGACAAAGAAUUGAAAGAGAAGAAGAGAGGAGGGCAAGAGAGGAACAAGAGCAACAGAAAGAGGAGGAGAGGAUAAGAGCUGAGCAGGAAGAGAGGAUGAAGAGAGAGGAGAUGAGGAUGAAAGAGGAAGAACGAAUUAGGAAAGAAGAAGAGAGAAAAAAGACUGAAAAAGAAGACAGGAUCAGAAAGGAGGAAGAGGAGAGAAGGAAGAGAGAGGAGGAGGAGGAGAGGCAAAAUAAACUGGAGGAGGAGCAGGAAAGGAAGAGGAGAGAGAAGGAGGAAGAAGAGGCGCAGAGACUAAAGAAGCUAGAGAAGGAGGAGGCGGAAGAGAAAAAAAGGUUAGAGCGAGAGAGUAGGAUGAAGGUAGAGCAAGACGAGUUCCGCCAUGGAGAGAUGGAGUCCGCUGUAGCCCCAAACGUCUCCUCAACUCACCUACUCAACGAGGGUCUCUUCACCAAUCCGUUUGAAGGUCCCUCUAUCUCCACCAAUCUGUUUGAGGAUCCCUCGGUCUCAGCCAAUCCCUUUGGGGAGGCGGGGUCUCCACAUGAUCAACUCAGCCACUCCACCAAUGUUUCUACAGUCAAGCCAAGUUCACCUAGUGUAGGAUUUUCGCCUCAAGCCUCUCACACGUCAUCAAACCCUUUCUUGACUCCUGAUGAUCCUGAGAACGCAGUCGGUUCCGUCAGUGGGAGUGUAGAGAACCUCACAGGUACGUGGACCCCUCACGGGGAUCGCACGGAGAAGAAACGGCGCGCCCCGUCUCCUCCGAUGAGGAAGCUGGCUCGGGAGACGGCUGCUGCCAAACAAGCCACACCUCUGCCGACCUCCACCCUGUCCUCCGCAGGCCAGCCCCACCAGCCGGUCAGAGAGAGGGAUGGCCACAGGGUGCCUGACCCCCUCAGCUCUCGCCAGGACAAGCGUCCCGCUCCACAGCCUCCUGCUCAUCUGAGGAAGGCAGAGAAAAGCCAGAGCUUGGAGGACACCAGGACUGGAUCGGCACCACCACCACGGUCUGAAACGAUGGCGUCGUGCCAUCCAGCAGGGAGCGAUGAUGUGCCAGCGCCAGGGUCUGAAACGAUGGCGUCGUGCCAGCCGGCAGGGAGUGAUGAUGUGCUAGUUACCCCAGUGCCCUCUUUGGCCUCGCAGGUGUUUAGAAACGCUUUGCAGAACUACGGCCUCGCCUUAAAAGGAAAGGCUGAGAGGAUCAAGAGCAGCCGCUCCAGCAGAGCUGAAGAAUCUGCCGCCUCGAAGAAUUCUGAUGGAAGCGACAACAAGCAACGAGCCGCGUCCGAGUCGUCCAGAGCCGCCGUUCAGCCAGGUCAUUCAACCAAUCCGUUUUUAGAACCGAAAGUGUCCAAACACAACAAGGGUCCUGCACCCAAGCCUCGGGCGUCGCCACGAAAGGCAGAGCCCCAGGGAGGGUCAGCACUGGCCGUCGCAGAGCGUAAACAUUCAGAGGAAACGCACGAGGAAACCUCCAGCCUGGACCCUCACAGAAAUGGCAGCGACUCGUCUGAAGGUCGUCCAGUGGAAGAGCCCAAGAGACCAGACGUUGCCGAGAUGUUCCAUGUACCGAGUGCCAAGCCAGAAGACGACACACAUCAUGUCGACAACACGGGAGCGACUGCACACGCAAUGGCCACACCAGGCUCUGCGGUGGAGGCUGAAGGCCACAGCACAGAGCUGGACUCUCAAAUCAAAGAUGACCAGAAGCUUCCGAAACUGGAUGCCCUUUCCUAUAUAGAGUGCACGGAUGGCCCUAAACGAGUAUCAGAAAAGAAAACCCGUGCACCCUUACCCCCUGCCAACACCCCCAAAACACAGCCUCCUCAUUCCCCGGGUCCUGAUGUUACUGCACCAGUCGAGAAGACGCCACCAAGUCAAGAUGCUAAUGUGCCAAGCGAUGUGAAGAGUGCUGACGGCGUAGUUUUACACGUUCACUCUGCCUCCUCGUCGUUCGUCGCCGGGUCCUCCGACCUGCCGAGGGAGGCUGGGGGAGUCUCCGCUCCAUCGGUGGCAACUCCGAGUUCAUCUCCGCAGAGAGUCCGGCUCCAUGCCUGUGUCGAUGCCCUGCCACUCUCCAUGCCAAACGGAGUGACAGGGGACAGCGGCAAAGCCGGUGGGUCCACAUUGACGUCACGCAGACCUCAUGCAGUGAAGCCUCUGAGUGCCCAGGAGCCAACGCCAGCCCCCAGAAUGCAGCCUAAGCAGGAGCAGACGCCAGUCGGCAUGGCUGAGAGCGCCCGCACCCGCGCCACCACCAAGGUGGCCCCAGCGGAGCCCAAGGGGCCAUAUUCUCAGCUGACCCAGGAGGAGCUGAUCGGCCUGGUGUUGCGUCAGCAGGAGCAGCUGGCCCAGCGCAGCGCCAAGAUCCUGGAACUGGAGGAAUACAUCGACAACUUGGUGCUGCGCGUCAUCGAGGAGAAGCCCAGCAUCCUGAUGUCCCUCAGCGCUCCAAAGAGGGGUCUCUAAACACACACACACACACACACACACACACACACACACACACACAGCAUGUAAAGUAAAGAACUGCUCCUAAAUAUAUUCAAAAUACACAUAUAUACACACACACACACACACACACACACACACACACACACACACACACACACACACACACACACACACACACCUCAGCAUGUAAAGUAAAGAACUGCUCCUAAAUAUAUUCAAAAUACACAUAUAUAUACACACACACACACAAACACACACACACACACACACACACACACACACACACACACACACACAUAUCAAAGAAUGUCCGCUAUGUAUUCACAUCAGGCUGAGUGCAAUAAGUGCAACAGAGGAAGUCCACCAGGAUAGCUCACACCACAUGCUAGCAUGCCUAAAACUCUCGUCCCCUCACACCCAAGAAAGAUCUAUUAGAACACUGGUGCAGUGUACCCUGGAGGGGUAUCAGGAAAUGCCCCAGGUGUAGUAUCUCUGGAGGGGUAUCACCAAAUACCCCAAGGGCAGUGUAGUCUGGUGGGGUAUCAGGAAAUGCCCCAGGUGAACUGAAUGUAAUUGAGUGAAUGAAGAAAAUUGCAAAAAAGUCUUAAUACAAUGCACAGCUUGGCUGAGUGUUUUUUUUUUUUUUUUUUUUUUUUUUUCUUGAAGCGAGGGUUCUGAAAGUUAUUUGUUUACAGCUGCCUGCAAACACUAGUGUGUCAAUAGACAAUGAAGGGCAUAAGCCUUCUCGUAUGCCAGCCCCAGUCCGUACACAUACCCAGUCAAUAGAGCAAAUGAAUAAUAUUCACACGUUGCAUUCUUGUGUGCCUUUCUUGAGUAUUUUACAUGUUCGCUGUCAGACUGAUUGAUGACUGUUUUGAAGUAAAUGUUUGCACUUGAAUGAAACCACAACAAUGAAGGCUAACUAGAAAAGAAGAAGCCAGAGUUCAGCAAGAGCACUUCAAUAUAUAUGAAUAUAUUUGUAGCACUUUAUUGAAGCCUUUUGAACUGUCUGUCUCUCACGGUCUUUGUGAUGUUUCUUGUUAUAUUUCAACUGUCGAACAGCAUGCAUCACUACUGUUCCAUAAUUCCAAGAGCACUGUAAAUGUAUGUCAUUUAAAUGCUGUGUCAGAAAAAACAAUAAAAAAUAUAUUGCUAUCA